AAUAAAAAUAUCAAAUAAUAACCAACAUCAAUCAUUCAUCAACGCAUUGAUAAAGAAUUUAGUAGUCAAUUUUAACUUAAGAAAAUUUAUAAUGUUUAUUAACCUCAUUACGUUGAAUAACUUGUCGACGACGAAGAGUUGUGUCGGGGAUAGGAAUAUUUAAAUCUUGAAGGUAUUGUUUGUAUGGACCUCGGCGUGACAUUUCUUUUAAUAUAAAAGCAACUAUUAAUUAAUAAUUUUGAAUUACGUUGAAAUUGACUCGUUCAGGCUCGUAUAGCUUGCUAAUGCUAACAAGUGGCGUCAGAGCAUUGGCCCAUAGGGCCCGAGUGUGCCGUUUAUUUUACGUAUACGGUACUGCAUAGCGCGCCACGCUUUCUUCAGUAUCCAUGCGCGGACAUGAAUUUUCUUGUAAGUGAAAAAACAAUUGCCGCCACAGGAUUAUCAUCUGCGUGACCGCGUGUGAUGCGUUAUACUGGUAUCGCGAUAUUGCGAUAUUUCUAUUGUCAAGCCACGCUGUUUUACAAUAUCUGCAUCAAUUGUGGUAUUUUUACCGGUUGAUAUAUACGCAUCGUGGAAAUUUGAAGAGUGAAUAAGUGCAGUAAUCAUGUCUAAUAUAAAAAGUGCUGUGGAAACAAAAUUGUCAGAUGAGAAGUGUCUCGUCGUGCAGUUUAUUAAUGAGAGACAUAAACCUGUUCAAGUGGGCUUUCAAGCGUGGUUAAAAAAGGAAAAUACAGAAUCAGAUUUGAGUCACCUCCUAAACUCGGAGGUGAUCAUUCGAUGGCCCGUAGCAGAGGACAUAAAAUGUGCCAAAAUGAUGGAAAAAAUGAUUAAGAAGAAAAAUAUUACUUGGGAGGACUUGGUUGUAAGAGUGCGAUCUUUGGGAAUAUUUACUGAUAUGUGCCAACACGUCAAAAAUAUUGAACUUUUUGGCGUGCCUAAUCCUUCUCGAGAAGAGAGACGGAAACUUUGCCAUAAGCCAUCAGGCUCAUCUAAUCAAAGCCACACGCUUGAUUUUAACUCAUCAGAAGAUGACAGUGAGCCUAAUAAAUCAUUAAAAAAGCGGAAGAAGACUGAAACAUCAAGUAUUGGAAAAAGUCAUAGUUUACAGUCGCCAAUAGAAAACUUAUCAAGAGAUUUUAUAAAAAAAUCAUCUCGGAUUGAUUUAAUAAAUAAUGAAGAGGAGAAGGAGAAUGACGAAGACGGUUCUAUGUUUAAAUGGAGUAAAACCAAACUAAUCGAUUUAAUAAAUACUUUACAAAUAGAAAACAAAAAGCUAAGGGAAGAUAAUGCCAGAUUACGAGCAUUAAGAGCUAUUAACGAAGAUUUACAUAAAAUGACUGCCAUGUCAUCUACUUUAUUUAAAGACAUGGAUAAAUUACGCAGGAACAUUGAUUCUCUACGUAUUAAAGCUGAUCAAAGCAGUAACAAAAACAAGAAUAGUGAUAACAUUAAUAAUAAUAAUAAUAAUAUUAAACUAAGUUAUUUAAAUAAAGAUGAACAGAAGGAAAAUAAUAUUAGUCACAAUGCUGGAAGUACUUCGGAGAUUGUUGAAACACAAAGUGAGAAUUCACAGCAGCAGAUAUUAUUAAGUAUUGCUCAUAUAGAGCAACCAGAGAAGUUUCAGGCUAAACCAUCAAUUACUAUAGAAGAUCUCACAGAUUUUGCGGGAAGACAAGUACAGACCGAACAAUUAAAAAGACUCAGUCGCAGCAAACUAUCUUUAUUCACAGCUUCUGUGAUGGAUCUAGUUUUCACAGAUGAGGAAAUGGCCAAUUAUAGUAUGACUGGAAUAAUGAGCAAUUUCUCUCGAGGAAAAACUAAACUCCAUGCAGAAGAUGUGAAGGCCAAGCCAGAGCUGAAUCCUCCUGUGAAAAACGCAGUGAUGGAAUACAUUCUAAAGGAAUUUGAUUGUCCUACAGAAGGGCCAUUAAACAAGGCUGCAAUAGCAGAAAUUUUUAAAGCAAUGAAAAGUAAAUUAAAUAAUAAAUCAAAUAUAUGGCGUAACAAAAAUAAACAAAUAUCAAUGGGACCUGCAGUUAUUCAAUAACAGCAAGAUAAAAAAAUGGAAGAUUCUGCAUAAGAGCGUGACCUACAAAUAGUAAAAAAUAUAUCAAUAUAUUCUUAUAUUUUCUUUAAUU
Nylanderia fulva is the source of this 2138-nucleotide messenger RNA. The record is from RefSeq and is a predicted model, not a curated record. NCBI's taxonomy places the organism in Eukaryota, Metazoa, Arthropoda, Insecta, Hymenoptera, Formicidae.